Venturia canescens is the source of this 1781-nucleotide messenger RNA. RefSeq lists its product as uncharacterized. The transcript is spliced from 2 exons. NCBI's taxonomy places the organism in Eukaryota, Metazoa, Arthropoda, Insecta, Hymenoptera, Ichneumonidae. The record is from RefSeq and is a predicted model, not a curated record. Bases 75 to 1781 code for a protein of 568 amino acids.
UUUAUCUAUCAUCUUUUUCUGGUGCACGGAAAAGCUUCGUAGUUCAUGAAAAAAAGACCUUAGAGCAAUUCAGAAUGGAAAUCGGUAGGGAAAAUGUUGACCCGAAUUGCGCCCAAUCUGUUCUGCUCGAGCACGAUUAUUCAACCAUGUUUUGUCACAAUAACGAUAAUUCUAUUGAAAACGUGCAUAAAGUGAAUGAUGGGAUAGAAAAUGAUAAAAAGUUUCACACAGCUUUCAAAACCGUUGACAAGUGGGCUGACAACGUGAUAUUACGAUUGUCCACUGAUGUUGACCGAAAAAAAAUCGUGGAUCGUGAAAUAACAAUUCAUAAAGUGAAGUAUCCUUUUUUGCCGGAACAACAGAUACGCGGAAAAGUUUACAAAAAAUUUGGCAUCCCAACGGUAAUGGGAAGUUUGCUCAGCCGCAAAAGAGACCGGAAAAAAAUGGUUGAUACUAAAAAAUGGCACUCGAUACAGGACCUUUCUGAAAAUGAAGAUAAAGUUAAUGAAAAAAAUCACCCCUCGGCUUCGAGUAACUUCAAGAAUGAUUUGCAACUCAAACCAGAACCUGCUACUUCAGAACUACUUGACCAAGUAUCCAUAAGUUCUCAGCCGACACAAAUAGUACCUUUUGUUUUCGAAGCAUCAACUUCAAUUCUGGAAAAACCAAACAUGUCCGACAGCACCAAAAUUUUGAAAGGAUCAAUGGAAAAUAUUCUAGAAUGUGAUCUGGGAGAUUUGCCAACUCAAAAAUACGAAUGUAGUUCGAGAAACUUCCCAGAACUCGAUAUCAACGGGAAUUCACCAGCAAGAUAUUUUCUGCAGGUGGAAAAAACACAAAAGAGAAAAAGAAAAAUGAAUGAGAGUCCGCCUGCAAAAAUGUACAAAAAUGAAAGGAACUGCAAAAAAAUGAAAAUCAGUGAAAAUUUGCCAACAACUUAUAUUCCAACUGAAAAAAUGCCAGGAAAGAAAAGAAAAAUUUCAGUGAGCCCAACCGUGGCCCCACUUAAAGGCAACGGACAUUGCAAAAAAACCAAAAUAUCUGGGUUAAAUGUUCUGGAAAAUUCUCAAGAUCGUGAUAUCAUAACACUCGACCACUCGUAUAGCAGCAGCAACAGCAGUAGCGAAAUGAAUGAAAAAUCUCAGAAAUUACCAUCAUUUUCCAUAAUUGCAAAGAAGUCUCGAGGGUUGUUCUACGGGAAUUCUGGAGUUGCAAAAUCUGCUGAGAAUGAUUCUGAAGACAAAGAAAAUGGAGAAAAUAAUCUUCGCAAGGGAGGAGGAGGGAUCGUUCUUAACGAAUUUUCAGAGCUUGGGAAAAAUAUACUUUCUCCCAUUGUUUUUUCACCAGUGCCAAAUCUAACAAUUGAUUCUAUGGAAAUUUCGCCGGAAAAACAAACCUUUGAACAUUUUUCAAAAUCUUCGAAUUUCUGUGGGAUUUCUUCUAAACGAGAUACCACUUUAAAAAGGAAGAAUUCAACAAACUUCAAUGGCUCAGACACUUUUCAAAUUCCCGACGAUUCCGAAGUCGAAAUUCGCCCAACAAAUUCUGGUUCUUGUCAACGGGAUAUGUCUCAUGUUUUUGUCAAUGAUCUCUCAAGUCGAUGUUGCGAAUACGAUAGAGACCUCACGGAAACUUCAAAAUGGUCUAAUUCUGCCAACUAUUUUCAUAAUCUGGAAUUGAUUUCCAAAAAUGUUCUCAAAAUCCAUACAAACCCUGAAGAAUUUGAGAUAAGGGAAAAGGUUGAAGAAUUAUUGCAGAGUUUGCAAAACGAGCAAUUUUGA